Molecule: messenger RNA, 294 nt
Organism: Nematocida ausubeli
Lineage: Eukaryota; Fungi; Microsporidia
Exons: 1
Coding region: 1-294 (97 amino acids)
Source: RefSeq, a predicted model, not a curated record
AUGGUCAGAGAAGAAAAAAAGAGAGAAAGUGCCAUAUUUAAUGAAGAUGAGAAUAUUAUAUUAUUCCCUAUGGCUGGUGCACAUUAUGAUGAUGAUGAAACUCCAUCAAGAAUAUAUAAAGUGAAAAGUUCUUUAUCAAAGUUCUGCUCUAGUAAUAUAAUGUGUGCUGUUGGUUGUAUAUUAGUAAUUAUUUUUGUAAUAGUAAUACUUGGGAUAAUUCUAUAUCUAAAUAGAACCAGAUAUGAAAUUACUUUUAUAAAUAGACUCAGUGAGAAAUUAGACUUCUUUGGUUAA